Coprinopsis cinerea okayama7#130 is the source of this 1302-nucleotide messenger RNA. Its product is annotated as transglycosylase SLT domain-containing protein. The record is from RefSeq and is a predicted model, not a curated record. Bases 1 to 1302 code for a protein of 433 amino acids. The transcript has 7 exons. Lineage: Eukaryota; Fungi; Basidiomycota; Agaricomycetes; Agaricales; Psathyrellaceae.
AUGAAAUCAGAGAAGGAGAAAUCCCUCCUUCGGAAAUCACGACCGCUUCGCGAUCAGAGUGGUCGAUGGGCCAACGAAGAGCAUAGCACGAGGGUAUCGGGCGGAAAAGGCGUGUACAGGCGUCGAAAACAUGACAUUGCCCACGCUGCUGCCCCUUUUAGAGGAAAAGCUUCGACCGCAGCAACGAUUGCUUCUCGAGAAAGACUCCUGAGCGCACAGAAUUUUAAGGCGCUCAAGUUAGUAUUAAGCUCUAUGCCACUGAGGAGUCAACAGGACCUGCCUGCGGCUAACAGCUUUCGCUCCUUCAUUUCGAGUCUCCUUACUGUUUCCUACAGUAUGAAGUUGACCGCAGUCAUUUUGGCCGUCUUCUUGUCCGCCGCCACGGCCAACGCCAGUGUCAUCAACCACGGCGGCAACCACGUCGCCCGACACGCCGCCAUUGCCCGUCGCUCAGCUCCCACCAGCCUUGAGAGCAGUGCUACCAAGGCGCCUCCCGCUCGCAGCUCUCCUGCUCAAACUCCCGAACCAGCUCCCACCCCUGCGCCUGCUCCCGCUCCUGCCCCAGAGCAGCCCCCGCCACAGAACAACAACAACAACAACAACUUCAAUGGCGGCGGUGGUGGAGGAGGCAACGGUGGUGGAAUGCUCUGGCGCGACACUUGCGGUGGUUCUCGCCCAAGUGCUCACACCACUAGCGAGAGCGGUGUCAACGGUCACAUCGACUGGCUCAACUGUGGUGUUCACAGCCCUGGAGGAUGGCAACCACCUUACAUUUCCCUUGGCGAGUUGAACAUGAGGCCCCUCGGUAGCGCUUUGGAAGAUCCCAACAGCCCCUUCCAUGCUUGCCGCGACUUCAUCUGGAUCUUCGAGCAAGUCGGUGGAGAGUUCGGCAUUCCUCCUAUCAUGCUUGCCUCGUUCGCCAUGCAAGAGAGCUCUUGCCGCCCCGACACUGUUGGUGGAGGUGGCGAACAAGGUUUGAUGCAAAUCACCCAAGACAAGUGCGGUGGCGCUCCCGGUGGUAACUGCAGGGAACCUUUCUUCAACAUCCGAACUGGUGCUCGCUAUUUCGCCCAGACCUUGGCUGCCAACAACGGUGAUGUUUUGAUUUCCCUUGGCCAAUACAAUGGCUGGAACCGUGGAAUGACCUUCGAGCGUGCCACCGCCGCCCGCUACUCUGCUUGCUGCAGGUGCCAGAACAACCUCGACUAUCUCCACCAAUUCUUGAACGGCUGGUGCCAGAACAUCAACGCCUACAACAACAACAACCGUCUUGGAAAGUACUUCAACCUCGACGUCUGCUAA